Molecule: messenger RNA, 1655 nt
Organism: Limulus polyphemus (Atlantic horseshoe crab)
Lineage: Eukaryota; Metazoa; Arthropoda; Merostomata; Xiphosura; Limulidae
Product: homeobox protein Hmx-like
Exons: 2
Coding region: 858-1655 (265 amino acids)
Biological process (GO): regulation of transcription by RNA polymerase II; cell differentiation
Cellular component (GO): nucleus
Molecular function (GO): RNA polymerase II cis-regulatory region sequence-specific DNA binding; DNA-binding transcription factor activity, RNA polymerase II-specific
Source: RefSeq, a predicted model, not a curated record
UCAUUUUAUACGGAGCUUGAAAGAUUCUCAACUAGCCUAACAUCUGCCUUGUGAAAUAGGAUAAUUAAAGCCUGGCCUCAACCACGUUUCAAAUAGCACAGAUUUAUUCGAAAAGACUAUUUAAAUGGUUAAUACAUUACCAAUAACUAGGUAGAGCGCGUGCGCCAGCAUUCCACCCCCCAGGGAAAGAUUUCAGCCCGCCUGACAACCCUCAUGACAGCCCUCAUGACUGUAACGCAAGUUCCUGCGCUGAUAAAACCGCAGUUGUUGGGUCUCCUACUGAUAGCAGGCGGCGGUUCAAGUCGUGUAGUUGCUGUACGUGGUUCGGAGCGUUCAAAGCUUAUUAACGGCGCUCAGCACAAAUAGGUCUGCAAAUGUGUGUGUGUGUGUAUGCAGCGUGCACCGGUUCAAGUUUCGCCAUGACUCAGUACAAGCAGUGAUUGUUUCGUUGAAAUGAAAAGCUUCUCCCUCUCUCUCUCAUAUUCUUCUCGGAGAAGUACAGCUGAAGAGUCGGCAGGAUUAUCACUAUAGUUUAUGUGGAUGGAGCUUGGUAGCCUAACGUUGAAGACACAAUGUAGGCGAAUUAGCCGCUGUUUGAUGUAUUCUGUUCUACCCGGUCUCUAACUUUACCGCCGACUAAUGUUUCCUUUUGCGCGUCAUUUAGGAGUAAAUGUGUUUUUUUUUAAGCUCUGAAUAAUUUUUUUAUUAUUAUUUAUUUUUUGGUUUCGGAAGUUGAGAAUGUCGUGUUGAGGACAACGUUAACUUCGGUGAUCGGAAUCCAUAAGCUCGUGCGCAUAAUCUCACGUGUUCUAAAGGGCCAUAAACUGAAGGAGUUGAUCGUUUCGUCGGUUGUGGUCAUGGAGAAAAAUGGAAAAUUCCUUAGCCAAAACGGGACCUCUGAUUCCCCUCCACUCCCUACGGUGACAGCUCUACAUACUUGGCACCCUCAUGUCUACGGUAAGCCCCCAAGGCAGCCAACUCCUCACACUAUCGUCGAUAUUCUGGGUUUGCGGGCGGUCAGACAUGGCGAGGAGAACGGCCCGACGUGUGUGGAACAGCCGUUGAACUUAUCCUGUUCCAACACCAAUUCGUAUCUCCCUUCAUCAACAUUGAACGGCUCAUUCCUUAAUAUGCCUCCUUCGUUGUCGUCCAGCUUGACUCCCUCCAGCGUCCACAAUGCGGACGCUCCUCCCAUAAAGUCAUCACCAUCUACAGGAAGCCUCUCUCCACUGUCAGAUUCCUACUUAUCUACUCUCAGUAAGGGCACCGUUUCACCCGAAACGGAAACAACACUAAUUCCAGCCCUCGACACUACGGGUGCAGGUGCAAACGUCGAACUGAAAGUUGAAGGCAGCAAGAAGCUAGUGAAAAGUAAAGGUGUAAAACGAAAGAAACCGGAAAAGGCUACCUACCAUAUUGAAGAUUCCGCAGCAAAUGACAGCAGCGCUUCUAGCGGCAGUCAAGCGAACGACAAACUCAAAAGAAAAAAAUCGAGAACGACGUUUACGGGGAGACAAAUUUUUGAACUGGAGAAGCAGUUCGAGAUCAAGAAAUACUUGUCUUCGAGUGAGAGAGCAGAAAUGGCCAAAUUGUUGAAUGUUACAGAACAACAGGUAGAAAUAGAUAAAUAUUGGAAAAAUAUAUAUAUCAGCUAA